AUGUCGUCGGGCGCUCUCUUCCCGAGCCUGGUCAGUGGAUCCAGAGGAAGCUCCAGCAAGUACCUGGUGGAGUUUCGUGCUGGUAAAAUGACCCUGAAGGGGAACAUCGUGAUGCCGGACAAACGUAAGGGCAUGGUGUACAUCCAGCAGUCUGACGACUCCCUGAUCCACUUCUGCUGGAAGGACAGAACCACCGGGAACGUUGAUGACGAUCUCAUCAUCUUCCCGGACGACUGUGAAUUCAAGAGGGUGAACCAGUGCACCACCGGACGAGUGUACGUGCUGAAAUUCAAGGCCGGAUCCAAGAGGCUGUUCUUUUGGAUGCAGGAACCGAAGACGGACAAAGACGAGGAGUACUGCCGCAAGGUGAACGAGUUCCUGAACAACCCGCCGAUCCCCGGAGCCCCCGGCAGCGGGGGCGGCGGCCACGAGCUGUCGGCGCUGGGCGGAGAAGGAGGCCUUCAGAACCUGCUGGGAAACAUGAGCCACAACCAGCUGAUGCAGCUGAUCGGCCCCACCGGGCUGGGGGGCCUGGGUCUCGGGGCCCUGGCUGGACCUGGACUCGCCAACCUGCUGGGCAGCGGGGGUCCGGCCACCAGCAGCUCCUCGUCCAGCUCUCGCAGCCAAUCGACUGCGGCCACUCCUUCCUCUGGCUCCGCCCCCAGACUGAGCUCCUCUCAGACCCCCUCCACCCCUGCUGCUCCUGCUGCCUCCACCACCUCCUCCUCCUCCUCCACUGCUGCUCCUGCUGCUCCAGCAGCCACUCAGACCCCGGCGAUCCCGGCCUCCGCCGGCAGCCCCUCCGCCCACCAGCCCAUCCAGCUCAGCGACCUCCAGAGCAUCCUGGCCACCAUGAACGUCCCUGCAGCAGGCGCGGCGGCCGCCCAGGGCUCGGCAGUGGACCUGACCAGCGUGUGCACCCCGGAGAUGAUGGCCCCCAUCCUGACCAACGCCGAGGUGCAGCAGCGGCUGCUGCCCUUCCUGCCCAGCGGCGAGAGUCUGCUGCAGAGCGGCCAGGAGAUCCAGGACACGCUCAACUCGCCCCAGUUCCAGCAGUCCAUGAGCAUGUUCAGCAGUGCCUUGGCCUCCGGGCAGCUGGGCCCCCUCAUGAGUCAGUUCGGUCUGCCGGCCGACGCCGUGGACGCCGCCAACAAAGGAGACGUGGAGGCGUUCGCCCGGGCCAUGCAGGGCAGCAAGGACGCCAAGGACAAGAAGAAGGACGACGAGGACGACAACAUGACGCUGGACUGAGACGACGGCGGCGGCGGCACACAUUCCCUCUCCCUCCUCCUUCCUCCACCUCAGGACCAACGGCGCCUCCGCCCCGGAGGAGACCCCGGCCUCGGCGCCUUUCCUUUCCAACUCUUCUAAUAAAAGCAAAUUAAAGUCACCGAUCAGA
This is a messenger RNA of Salarias fasciatus (jewelled blenny), 1399 nucleotides long. RefSeq names its product proteasomal ubiquitin receptor ADRM1-like. NCBI's taxonomy places the organism in Eukaryota, Metazoa, Chordata, Actinopteri, Blenniiformes, Blenniidae. Gene Ontology annotation, cellular component: proteasome regulatory particle, lid subcomplex; nucleus; cytoplasm. The coding region runs from base 1 to 1251 and encodes 416 amino acids. Gene Ontology annotation, molecular function: endopeptidase activator activity; proteasome binding. The transcript is spliced from 9 exons. The record is from RefSeq and is a predicted model, not a curated record.